Molecule: messenger RNA, 1014 nt
Organism: Mangifera indica (mango)
Lineage: Eukaryota; Viridiplantae; Streptophyta; Magnoliopsida; Sapindales; Anacardiaceae
Exons: 2
Coding region: 1-1014 (337 amino acids)
Source: RefSeq, a predicted model, not a curated record
AUGGAGAUUCAAGCUCAGGAAGCAGCUCAAAAUGACACUCAAAUGCCGUAUGAAGCAAGCAUGACGGGAUAUUUAGCCACCUUGAACACAUUGAUACAGAAUGAUCCUUUCAUUCUCCAUAAAAUUUCACUCACUCCCUUCACUGAAACUCCCUUGCACAUCUCAGCUUUGCUUGGUCAUGUUGAGUUCACCAAGGCUAUUACCACUAGCUACUUGCUUUCCGUGCCGAAAAUAAGAGUGGAUUUGAACUCCUUGAUCAAAAAUGGCCUUCCAGCCUUUGAUGGAAGCUGUAGAAAUGGCACACAAGUCAAAGCAAUUUACAGAAGAAUCCAUCAAAGAAAAACCACCAAAGUUCAAACCACCCAAUCACCCCAAAAAUUACAAUCAAUACUAACAUCAUUCUUCAAGUGGAGAAGGCUCAGCAAGUACAAGAGCGACACCAUGAAAAGACAAGAGGAAACUGAUGGUGGUGGCCACUUUGGCUGCCACCAUGAGUUUCCAGAUUGCAACAAAUCCACCAGGUGGCUACUGGCAAGAAGACACCACUCAUUCGAAGCUGAAACCUGCCCAAAGGGGGUAAUUUGCAGAGCUGGAACUUCAAUUCAUGCAUACACAGAUGGGUACUACUACUUAACAAUCAUAAGCAUAAUCUCAUUCUCAGCAUCGCUCAGCAUAAUUUUGCGGCUCAUUAGUGGAGUUCCUCUCAGGAAUAGAGUUUCUGUGGAAAUUGUGCUUGUAAAAAUGUGGGUUACGGUGCUCUUUAUUGCCAAUGCAUACGUUAUCUCAAUAGACUUGGUAAUGCCAUAUGAUGAAAUAUUUCAUAGUUUGAAUAGCCCGUGGCGUCAGGUCUUCUCGAGGAUUUGGGCUUUGUCGCUUAUCGCUAUAAUUUUUAUACAUGUAAUAAGAUUUUACUGGUGGGUGUUGAAGAAGCUGUUCAUGGGGGUGAUUUUUGUGACUAAACGUUGCUGUUUUAAGAAGAAAAAACAGCUUGAUCAGCCUGUGGUGAGUGCUUAG